AUUUGGGGAUUGGGAAAAGUUCAAACAGAGACAGGGGAAACAGAAAGAGUUAAGGAAAGAAAAGAAGAGUUAGUAUACAGGAACCCGAGCAGUCCCUCAGGAAGAGAAGACUGUCUCUUGAGUGUAUUAUUGUCUGUGCUAGGAUGGCUGGAGUAUGGCGUAGCGUGUUGGCAGUGGCGGUGUUGAUGUGUGUGUGUCUGUGGGGCGCCACUGAAGCUGUAGGGGGGGCUAAGAGUCGACCGCGACCCCAGAGACGACCUCGCAAGAAACCAAAGGUUGACCCUAUCGACUUGACCCCGGCUGCACAGAACAUAGACAUACAACAGAUGACAGGAACAUGGUACCUGCUUAACACCGCCUCCAAAUGCUCUUACCUGAUGAAUCAUGGAACCAAGGUGGAGCCCACAGUCAUGACCCUCACACGUCCCUCUGCCUCUGACCAAACGCUGUCUGUUAGCACAAAAACACGACAUAAUCACCAGUGUUGGGAGAUAUUACAGGUCUACGAUCUAACGCCAACUCCAGGAAAGCUGACACUUAAAGGAGCUCGUCCUGAGCUGAACAUUGAGAUAGUGAUCGGCGAGACGGACUACACCUCCUAUGCGAUCAUGUAUUACCAGAAACGGGACAAGAUCACCAUGAAACUCUAUGGCAGGUCUACAGACAAUUUGUCAGAGCCAAUGCUGACCAAGUUUGAGCAGCUUGCUGAAAAACAGGGUUUGGGCCUUGCAUACCUCUUCCCCUUCCCCACAUACAGUCACUGUGGUGAUGUGGACCAGGACCAUGUCAUAAACUGUGUCCCCACAUGCUGAGGAGGCAGAGUUUUGCAACAGACACAUCCAUCCUUGCAGAGUUCCACAGUUCUUAUGCAAAUAUUAUAUAAUUUAAGUUGCUGAAAGACCAAGGUCUUAAAAUUGUAAAACUGUAAACAUUAUCCAUCACAGAUAAAUAAAACCAAAUGGAGCACAA
This is a messenger RNA of Plectropomus leopardus (leopard coralgrouper), 969 nucleotides long. It is a transcript of the gene c8g, whose product is annotated as complement component 8, gamma polypeptide. The record is from RefSeq and is a predicted model, not a curated record. Gene Ontology annotation, cellular component: extracellular exosome; blood microparticle; membrane attack complex. Gene Ontology annotation, biological process: complement activation. Lineage: Eukaryota; Metazoa; Chordata; Actinopteri; Perciformes; Serranidae. Gene Ontology annotation, molecular function: complement binding.